ACCUCGUGAUUUUGGACAAGAACAUUAGAAAUCCGAGAAAUCCUAAAUAGGGUUUACAUCUGCUUUGUCAUCGACAUCUCGGCAGUCAGACACGCCCUCCUCAUUGCUCAUCUGCACACACGGAGAGAAUGUCCUCGAGAGACAAGGACCAAACGACAACGCACCACCAACCUUUCAUUAGCAGCCUCGUCGUCCGGCCCUCCGCCAACGAAGGCGCUGGAGACGGUGGCCCCGAAGGUGGCGCCGGAGGUCGUGUCAGCGAUUACGAGCCAGGAGAGGUCCGUCGUGAGCUUCCUCCGUACUCUCGCUUCGAUCGAUAUUCCAAUGAGCCUGGAUAUAGAAUUCAUGCAGGUUCUGGUUCUCCUGUACGCCACAGAGCUGCAGAUCAUCGUUACAGUCCUAAUUUUAAUCAUUCUGGUGGUCUACCACGCAGCCGUGAAUUUGGCAGCGGAAGGGAUCCCAGUAGAUAUCGAGACUAUUCACCCCCUUAUGGUCGAGGAAGGGGUGGUGGCAAGCCGUUUGGCAGAGCUUUUGACAGGCCUGGGUUUGGUCCUGGGCCAUUCAGAGGUGAAGGCAUGAGUAGAAAUAAUCCAAAUGUGCGUCCAAGAGAAGGAGAUUGGAUUUGCCCAGAUCCUUUGUGUGGGAAUCUGAAUUUUGCAAGGCGGGAGUACUGUAAUAGCUGCAAGAAAUUUCGCUAUGGGCCUGGGGGUAGUCCUCGGAGAGGCUAUCCUAGCCCACCUCCUCAACACGGUCCCCCAAGACGCUUCCCCGGCCCACCUCCCUUGGAACUUUCUCCUGGAAGGACCAUGAAUGGCUAUAGGUCCCCACCUCGUGGUUGGGCUAGGGAUGGCCCCAGGGAGCUUGGGGCUGGUGGUCUUCCACCUCCCAGGCAUGAAGGUAGGUUUUCUGGUCACUACAUGGGGAGAGAUCGGCUCGACUAUCCAGAAGAUGACUACCGGGCGAGGCACAAGUUUGAUAGGCCAAUCCCAAUGGACUGGGGGCACAGGGACCGAGGCAGGGAUGUCUUCUUCAAUGAAAGGAAAGGAUUCGAGAGGAGGCCACCCUCUCCACCUCCACCACCAGCACCAUUUCCCCUGAAUCGUGAACGCUGGGCUCGUGAUGUUAGAGAGAGGAGCCGCUCUCCGAUGAGGGGUGGCCUGCCACCAAAAGACUAUCGCCGGAAUAUGCACAUGGAGUGGGGACGAGAUGAUCGGCGUGCUAUGGGGCGAGAUGGAAUUGGAGAUGCUUAUUAAACAGAACCAGGGGAUGGGAGUGAGUAAACUUUGCAGGUGUAAUUUUGGUUUUAAGUAGGUGUUUGUUUUUGUUUAGAGAGGAAGAAUAUUCACAGCUCAGGACUAAUUGUUUCCGACCAUGGUAAAAUGGUACUUCUUUAAAUAGAAUCUUUUUUCUUUGUUAAUAA
Molecule: messenger RNA, 1420 nt
Organism: Carya illinoinensis
Lineage: Eukaryota; Viridiplantae; Streptophyta; Magnoliopsida; Fagales; Juglandaceae
Product: transcription initiation factor TFIID subunit 15-like
Exons: 3
Coding region: 129-1253 (374 amino acids)
Biological process (GO): regulation of DNA-templated transcription
Cellular component (GO): nucleus
Molecular function (GO): transcription coregulator activity; RNA binding
Source: RefSeq, a predicted model, not a curated record